AUGGCUUACAAUCUUCAAUCCCUCAUCACCAUCCUCCAAGGGAUUCUUGAUCCCCAACAAACACACUGGAUUCUUGGACCUGAGAAACCACAACUCCAAUCCCUCCUCCAAAAAGCUUCUUACCUGCAGCAACAGAUUCUCCAAAAAACUCCAAUCCUCACCAAAAUACCAAGCUUGGAGUGCCAAAUCAGAGACGUAGCAAAUGAAGCAGAAGAUAUCGUUGAAUCUCACAUGGUGGAGAGAAACAAGAAGCCGACUGGCAGCUCAGUGAGUGGAGCUUCUUUCUCGAGUUCGAAGAGCGUAGUGGUGGGAGUUGAUGAAGAUCUGAUGCAGCUGAAGGAUCGGCUGACCGGGAAUCAGACCAAGCUGGAGAUCCUGCCCAUCGUGGGUAUGGGUGGUAUAGGUAAAACCACUCUUGCUCGAACACUUUAUCAAGAUUCACUCAUUCUUGACCACUUUAGCCAUCGUGCUUGGACCACAAUUUCACAAGAUUACAAUAUGAGGUCAAUUCUACUAAGCCUUAUUCAGUGCAUAAUUGGAAAAGAAGAAUGUGACAAACAUAAUGGAAAGAGAGAUGGUGAGUUAAAAGAUAUUUUGUAUAGGAGCUUGUAUGGUAGAAGAUACAUGGUUGUAUUAGAUGAUAUUUGGAGCACCAAAUUCUGGGAUGAGAUAAGGAGUUACUUCCCGGACUACAAUAACGGGAGUCGGAUUGUGAUCACCACUAGGGAAUCAGAUGUCGCCAAAUAUGCAGACUCCAAGAGUCUGCAUCAUAAGGUGCAGUUGCUGAGCGAGUCUAAAAGUUGGGAUCUUCUUAGCCAAAUUGUGUUUGGAGAAGAGGAAUGCCCUCAUGAAUUACAAGGGAUCGGAGAGAAGAUUGCUAGUGAUUGCGGUGGGCUUCCUCUAGCUAUCAAUGUGAUUGGAGGGCUGUUGUCAAAGGUGGAAAGAUUGAAAGGUGUUUGGGAGAAUAUUGGGAACGACGUAAGAGCUGCAAUUGGUGAAUCAGACAAGCAAUUCUCCAAUAUACUAUCAUUAAGUUAUAACCAUUUGCCGCUUCACUUGAAACCAUGUUUCCUCUAUAUGGCAGCAUUCCCCGAAGAUUAUCAGAUAAAGGCCUCAAGACUCAAAAGGAUGUGGGUAGCAGAAGGAUUUGUGAAAUCGAAUGGAGAUAAAAGUUUGGAGGAAGAGGCAGAGGAUUAUUUAAAGUCACUUGUAGAAAGGAAUCUAGUUUCAGUUAUUACAAGUUAUUAUUUGUUUGGAGAAGCAAAGAGGUACAUCAUGCAUGAUCUUUUGAGAGAUUUAUGCAUUAGGAAAGCUGACGAUGAGAAGUUUCUACAUGUCAAGAAGUCCACCGAGCUCACAUUCUCUAACCAGCUGCGUCGUGUGAGUAUUCACACAUCAUAUGGAAUGGAAGAUGAUGAGUAUGCUUCUUCAUCAGAGAUGUCACUUGUUCGAUCAUUUCUACUAUUUGUCGAGUUGGAUAGGAAUGUUCUUCCCAUGGUUUCCACAUUAAGCUUGCUUAGGGUGUUGGAUUUAUUGGAAAUGAAUGAGUAUGAUGAUAUUGAGUUCCCGGAAGAAAUAUUACAACUUGUGAACUUACGCUACUUAUCUAUCCAUUGCGAGUCAUUGCCAAGAAGUGGAAUAUCUAGAUUGUGUAAUUUGCAAACCUUGAUUGCUAAGCUACCCUACCAUAGCUGUUGCCCUGCUGAGUUGUGGGAGAUGUCUGAGUUAAGACAUCUCAUCAUAUUGCGUGAAGAUCUCAGGAUAGAAGAUGAUUACAUGAAAAAAAUUGUUCUGAAGAAGCUGCAGACGAUACGGAAUGUGAAACUAACUCCGUUAGUGAUUAGAAGGGGUUUCUUGGAAAGCAUUCCAAAUAUAAAAAGCUUGGAAAUCGAGUAUGAGGUUGAAGGUUCAUCAUGGAGAAUUAAGUAUGGCUUUUUGUGUAAUAACUCCGGCAGCGACGACGGCUCUGUGUGCACUACCGAAUCUGGAAGUGCUCAAGAUAUACAGUUGUACCUUCAAAAGCAAUGA
Messenger RNA from Salvia miltiorrhiza (redroot sage), 2028 nucleotides. Its product is annotated as late blight resistance protein R1-A-like. The transcript has 3 exons. The record is from RefSeq and is a predicted model, not a curated record. The coding region runs from base 1 to 2028 and encodes 675 amino acids. Gene Ontology annotation, molecular function: ADP binding. Lineage: Eukaryota; Viridiplantae; Streptophyta; Magnoliopsida; Lamiales; Lamiaceae. Gene Ontology annotation, biological process: defense response to other organism.